This is a messenger RNA of Melitaea cinxia (Glanville fritillary), 732 nucleotides long. Its product is annotated as cuticle protein 8-like. The transcript has 2 exons. The coding region runs from base 1 to 672 and encodes 223 amino acids. The record is from RefSeq and is a predicted model, not a curated record. Lineage: Eukaryota; Metazoa; Arthropoda; Insecta; Lepidoptera; Nymphalidae. Gene Ontology annotation, cellular component: extracellular matrix.
AUGGUUGCCAAAUUUGUGAUUUUCUGCGGAAUGGUGGCGGCGGUAUCAGCAAUUGCUGUGCCUGUCCAAAACGUGGCCUACUCCGCCCCCAUCAGCUACGCUGCCCCUCUCGCUAAGGUUGCCUACGCCGCACCCGUCACCAAAAUCGCCUAUGCUGCCCCCGUAGCUAAAUACAUCGAACAAGAAGCACCCGCUAAUUACGAAUUCCAAUACUCAGUGCACGAUGACCACAGCGGCGAUGUCAAGCAACAGCAGGAGUCUCGCGCCGGUGACGCUGUUCACGGAUCCUACUCCCUCGUGCAACCCGAUGGUGUACACCGUAUUGUAGAAUACACCGCUGACAAAGUGAACGGAUUCAACGCUGUUGUACGCUAUGAAGGACACCCUAUCCAAGCUCCUGCACCCGCCAAGAUUGCGUACGCCGCACCCGCUAAGAUUGCGUACGCCGCACCCACCAAGUUUGCAUACUCGGCACCCAUCUCCUACGCCGCUCCUGUUGCCAAGGUCGCCUACUCUGCUCCCAUCACUUACAGCGCCCCAGUCGCUAAGGUCGCAUACGCUGCCCCCGUUGCCAAAGUAGCAUACGCUGCAGCCCCAGUCGCAAAAUUAGCUUACCAAACCAAUCUCGGCCACGUCUCCUUCUCCUCACCAGUUGUGUCAUACAGUCACUAGAUUAAGGAAAAUUGUUAAUUAACUAUUUAUUAUGUAAAAUAUACGAGCUCAGUCAACGCA